AUGCUCAGUCCGCCGUUCGCCGCGAUGAGUUUUCAACCCAUCGCCUCUGUCGGCCGGACAUCGCCCACUACGUUGACGAAGCCUCCGUCCUUCAGCUCCGUUCGUCAGUGCCCCUGCAUCGAGUCGUCGAUAUCGCCAUCUCCAUCACCGUCCUUCCCGUCCCCUACCUUCAGAUCCUCUAUCGCCGCCACGUGGACGGCGUGUUGGAAUCCUGUCCGGAACAAACAUCCCCAAAGCCAACCAUCAUCACCAGCUCAAUCGCGACCACCCAGACUCGGCUCCGACAGUCCAUCUCAACAAGUACCGUCGCUCCUGUUGAACGCAGUCGCGUGGAUCCACCAUCGUCCUACCUGGAAUAAACCUCCCCAACGCCGGCCAUUAGGACCUCUCCAGCGACACAGGUGUGACAUCUACCAACCUCCUGGUGCAGGCGCCGCCGUGUUUCUAGAAGGUCUUCCGAGAAAAAGAGGAAUCAGACUUUGCAGAAACAGUGGAGAACCUUCGCUCCGCAUGCUCCCACCUGUCUUCUUCCCACUAUAG
Messenger RNA from Striga asiatica, 540 nucleotides. NCBI's taxonomy places the organism in Eukaryota, Viridiplantae, Streptophyta, Magnoliopsida, Lamiales, Orobanchaceae. The record is from the annotation of a GenBank genome assembly.